AUGGACAACAGUAAAGUUGCCGAGAUCAACAACGACAGCACAUCCACAGGACAUAUCGAAAAGACUCAGCCAUGGAAGGCGUACUGGCCAGCACCACGUGAACCUCAAUCCCAGGCCAACCUUUUCGGCUUCAAGAAGGGCGAGACCAUGGUCUUUGAUGGCAACGCAGGCAACUUCUUCGCACGUGACAAGUGGGAGGUUGAGCAGGAGAGUGCUAGCGAAAAGUGA
Molecule: messenger RNA, 228 nt
Organism: Recurvomyces mirabilis
Lineage: Eukaryota; Fungi; Ascomycota; Dothideomycetes; Mycosphaerellales; Teratosphaeriaceae
Exons: 2
Coding region: 1-228 (75 amino acids)
Source: RefSeq, a predicted model, not a curated record